Molecule: messenger RNA, 1200 nt
Organism: Cotesia congregata
Lineage: Eukaryota; Metazoa; Arthropoda; Insecta; Hymenoptera; Braconidae
Source: the annotation of a GenBank genome assembly
AUGGAUAUUUUCGAUCAACCCUGCUACAAAACCACCAAGAAUUGCACUACUCUGAUUGGUCGGUGGCCGUACCAAUCUCGAAAGCAGAGUUUGAUAAUAAUUACUCUUCUAUGGAUCGCUCUUGUGCUUCAAGCUAUUCCACAAAUUAUUGCCAUAGUCUUGUACGCUGAUGACCGGGAUAUUAUCAUUGAAGCAUUGUCGACAUUUAUAUUAGAUAUUGUGAUAACAACUAAGUACUUAAACGCGACUUAUCAUGCUGAAUUGGUUCGUUCUUUUUUUUUAUUCGAUAAAAUGGAAGUGGAUUGGAGGUUGCUGAAGGAUGAGAAAGAAAAAAAGAUUCUGCAGCAUCAUUCGAAUGUCGGAAAAUUGUUGGCAACUGCUUACACAGCAUUUUUAUUAACAUCGGCAACGAUAUUCGUUAUGGAACCAAUUUUACCAAGGAUAUACAGCUUGUUUUCAAAAUCCAAUGAAUCUAUUCCGUAUGAAUUCGCUCUUCCGCUAGAGUAUAUAAUAUUCGAAAAAGAGGAUCAUUAUUGGUUGAUACUGACUAUUACUAAUUUGUUCGCUAUUAUAAUUGUGUUUGGUAUCGUUUCAUGUGACCUGAUUUUCAUAACAUUGCUGCAACAUAUUUGCGGAUUGUUUGCAGUUUUAGGAUAUAGGAUAGAACACGCACCUAUUGAUGACAUUGAAAUAAAUAAUGGAAAAGAAGAAGCCAUCAGUUAUCAAAAAUCUGAUCAAAAUACUUCUUACCAAUAUUUGGUCUCAUGCAUUGAAAUGCACACUAGAGCAUUGGAAUUUUCAGAACAUCUUGAAAACUGUUUUGCGCUAAGUUUCGGUGUAGUGGUUGGGUUAAAUUUACCGCUCAUGAGUGUCUCUGGUUUUAAUAUCAUAACACAAUCUCACUCAGUAGAACAAAUAGUCAAAGGCAUAACAUUUAUGGGCAGUCAAAUUUUGCAUCUAUUUUUUGACUGUUACAUGUCGCAAAAACUUAAUGACUCCAGCUCACAAAUUUCUCAAAGCAUCGCUAAUAUAAAAUGGUACAAACAUUCCAUACAAUCCCAAAAAUUGUUGGUUUUAAUGACGGUGAGAAGUCAAGUACCCUGCAAAUUGACGGCUGGCAAAAUUAUGGAAUUGUCUAUUGAAAACUUUGCAAUGUUAAAAACGGCUGGAUCGUACUUUACAAUGUUGUUAUCGAUGCAG